UUUGCAUCAGCCGGAGCGCUUAUUCGGGACCUGCAUACCCGGGAGACUAGUCCUCAAGGCGGUUGUUCGCGAGAGCCAGUCGGGGGCUCGAUCUUAUGGAUCGCCUGCAUCCUUUCCUCCGCAUCCCCUGGAACUUCGCCGAAGGAAGGAUCCCCCGUUGGUCCGGGGAGCGGAGAGCAACUGGGCUCCCAGGGGCUCCAGACGGCGGGACGGCGAAGCGCCUCUUCCACCUCCGGGCGCUUCUUUGGCUCCUCUUGCGCAGCGGCUGCUCCGAUGGACACACCCAUUCUCUGCUUUAUCUGUACACUGCUCUAUCAGAACCCAUUGGGGACCUGCCCCAGUUCACUGCUCUGGGCUAUGGGGACGGCUUCCUUGCUGGUUCCUACAACAGCAUCACCGAGCGGGCCAUGCCCCGAGCCCCCUGGAUGAAGAAGAUGGAGGAAGAGGACCCCAACUUCUGGAACUGGAUGACCCAGAGAGCCUCCCAUUCUGGGCAGCGGUUCAAGAAGGACCUGGAGAAUAUCCUGCAGCAGAACAACCAGAGCCGAGAGCUUCAUGUCUGGCAGCGGCUGUAUGGCUGUGAGCUGGCGGAAGACGGGAGCGAACAAGGGUACGACCUCUAUGCUUACGACGGGAAGGACUUUCUCAGCUUCAACAAGGCCACCCUCAACUGGACAGCAGCCAACGCUGAGGCCGAAAUGAUCAAGAAGAAAUGGGAUGCCGAGUUUGACAGGGGCUGGCGCAAGAAGAUUUACCUGGAAGGGGAGUGCUUCGCCUGGCUGAAGAAAUGUCUGGACUACGACACAGAAGCUCGAGGAAGGAAGGAGCCCCCAGUGGUGACGAUGAGCAGCAGGACUGAGGUUGACGGCAUGGAAAGUCUUCUCUGCCGAGCUCAUGGCUUCUACCCCAGGGAGAUCGAUGCCUCCUGGAGGAGGGACGGGGAGGUCUGGCUGGAAGACACCCUCCAAGGGUCCGUGGCCCCCAACUCGGAUGGGACCUAUUACUACUGGCUCAGCAUCCGGAUCGAUCCCAAAGAGAGGAGCCGCUACCGGUGUCAUGUGGAGCACGAUGGCCUGCAAGAGCCACUGGACAUAGCCAUGGAAGAGGCUGCUUCAACGAGUGUGUAUUUCAGAAGGGGAGGAAUGGUGGUUUGUGUCAUUCUAUCGGUGGUAUUCUUUGGAUGUAUUGGAUACUGUGCGAAGAAAAAGGAAAAAGAAGACGAAGACGAGUCCACCACGUCGGACGAUGAUCUUGAAACAGGGAUGGAUUACAGGUAGUCUUUGUUUUACAACCGAAACUGGGACCAGAAUUUGCACCACUAAACCAUGAGAAAGAUCGAGACUAUGGAACUUUGGGGUCCAUUUAAUUGAAGGAAACAUCACUAGGAUUUUCUAUAGUAAUUGUUAUUGUUAAGGGCCGUAAUAGCUCAGGCUGUUAGAAGCCUGUUAUUAAAACACAGCAGCCUGCAAUUACUGCAGGUUCAAGCCCGGCCCGAGGUUGACUCAGCCUUCCUCCCUUUAUAAGGUAGGUAAAAUGAGGACCCAGAUUGUUGGGGGGGCAAUAAGUUGACUUUGUAAAUGUUAGAUUCGGGCAAUAAAGAGGCAGGAGACCAGUGAGUGACAACAGCUCUUUAGUUUAUAGUGAACCCAGCAAAGAACGUCCGGCAAAAACCCCUCUUUAUAUACAGUUUUCUCCGAAGCAAUAACCAAUCAGCAACGUGCAUGUUCCCGCCCAAAUUUCCCUCCAAAACUUUAAAGAUACAUUACACUCCUCCCCUCCCAGAACGCAUUGUACCCAUAU
Molecule: messenger RNA, 1800 nt
Organism: Ahaetulla prasina
Lineage: Eukaryota; Metazoa; Chordata; Lepidosauria; Squamata; Colubridae
Product: major histocompatibility complex class I-related gene protein-like
Exons: 6
Coding region: 96-1277 (393 amino acids)
Biological process (GO): immune response
Cellular component (GO): external side of plasma membrane
Source: RefSeq, a predicted model, not a curated record